Messenger RNA from Aphidius gifuensis, 2743 nucleotides. RefSeq names its product 60 kDa SS-A/Ro ribonucleoprotein-like. Gene Ontology annotation, cellular component: ribonucleoprotein complex. The coding region runs from base 340 to 2016 and encodes 558 amino acids. Gene Ontology annotation, molecular function: RNA binding. The transcript has 5 exons. The record is from RefSeq and is a predicted model, not a curated record. Lineage: Eukaryota; Metazoa; Arthropoda; Insecta; Hymenoptera; Braconidae.
AGAGUACAGACUACAGUUGAGACUUUUUUUUUUUUUUUUAUAUUCUCAAGACCACAGUGUUCCACAAAGUGUAUUUUUUUUCUUUUUUUUUUUUUUUUUGGCAAUAGAUAGACUUAAGACAUUUACAAUACGUCAAAGAAUUGUUAAAAAAAAAAAGAAAGGUAUCAACUUUAAAGUUAACAACAAAUAAUAAUUUUGGUAGAAUAUUUUGCAAUGUUUCCCUGACCUUCUUUAAAAUAAUCAUAAAAUAAAAAUUCCAUAAUACUUUUGCUUUCACCACGUCCAACGACAAUAGAAAUUUCUGUGGAUAUUAAUAAAAACUGAUUUGUUGUACUCGAAAUGGCAGUUGAGCCUGGUCUAUCAGCCGACGAUGACAACCCAAAAAAAAAAUUUGUCAGAUAUUUAUUUAUUGGAAAAGAAUACUCAGUUUAUUAUGCUGGUACUUGGUCACAUCGAAAUCAUUUUACAGUUGAUAAAAUUUCAUCAGUUAAAGAACUUGCUGCUAAUAAAGAAACUGAAUUAUAUCCAAUUGAACAAAUAAAAAUAGCAUUUAAUUCAAAAUUAAUUCAAAGACCAGAAACUUUAAUAUUUGCUCUUGCUGCAUGUGCACGUCAACAAAAAUCUGAAAAACUUCGUCAAUCAGCUUAUCAACUUAUCAAUGAAUUAUGCAAAGAUACAAAAGAUUUUUUAUUAUUUAUAAGUUAUGCUUCUGAAUUAAGUAAACAACAAUCAAUUCCACGUAAUGGUUUUGGUCAUGGUUGGCGUAAUGCAAUAAACAAAUGGUACACAUCUAAAAAUGCAUUAAAUUUAGCUGAAUGUGUUACAAAAUAUAAAAGCAGACAUGGCUGGACCCACAAAGAUAUUAUUAAACUUUCUCAUCCAAUAAUUCGUACACUUGAGCCAGAACUUCAAGUUGUAUUUAAUUAUAUUAUGCAUGGUUUAUCUAAAACUAAAAAAACAUUUAUCAAUGAAACAAAAAUAAAAGAUAUUAUUGAUUAUAUUGAAGAAGUUGAAGAUUUUCGUCAAUGUGAAGAUUCAAUAAGAGUUGCUGGUUUAAUAAGAACAUCACAAUUAACACUUGAUCAUGUUAAUUCAAAAUUAAUGAAAUCAUCAGAUGUAUGGGAGGCACUUAUUGAUACAAUGACAAUAUCAUCAAUACUUGAAAAUUUACAAAAAAUGCAUAAUCUUGGUAUACUGUUACCAGAAUCACAAGUUACAGAAAAAUUAAUAUGUGCAUUAACAAGUAAAGAUCGUAUUGUUAAAUCAAAAUUACAACCAUCAAAUUUUUUUAUGACUCUUAAAAAUUAUGAAGAUCCAGAUAGAGUACCAAUUUGUCUUAAACGACGUAUUGCUCGAAAACAUAAAUUACGUAAUCGUAUGUUACCAUGUCCUGAUCGUCGUAUUAUUGAAGCUCUUUAUUCAGCAUUAAAUACGUCAUUUACAAAUGUUGAACCAACUGGUUUAAGAUAUCUUAUAACAGUAAGUAUUGAUAAUUGGAAAAAAAAAAUAAAUUCAGAAUCUACACAGAAUGUACAAUUAACAGAUAUUAAUAAACCAUGGGUCAUUGAAGCUGCUUGUAUUAUUGCACUUAGUCUUAUACGUGCUGAUGAUAAAAUAACAAUAUCAUCAUUUACAACAUCUGAUGGAUUAAAUGCAAGACCAAUUAUUAUUGAAAAAAAUUUAAAUUUUCAUGAAGCUAUUGAUAUUAUGAAAUCAAGAUCAACAACACCACCAAAUCUUGGUAAACCAAUACUUUGGGCUGCACAUCAUAGAAGAAAAUAUGAUGUAUUUAUUAAUGUUAUUGAUAAAAUGAGAGAAAAAUUUGAUUAUACAUCACGUGCCAUGGAUCUUUAUAAAAAAAAAAUGAAUUUACCAAAUACAAGAUUGGUCAAUUGGGUUGUUGGCUCAACAACGAGCUUUAUGGAAGAAAAAUGUAUCAAUGAUGUGUUGACAAUUUGUGGCUUUGACAUGCAUGUGCCUAGAGUCAUUGAGGCCUUUGCUAAACGACAGUUUUAAAUUCAACUUGUAAAAGUAAAAAUGGAAUGACUCUCUUUCUCUCUUUUUAAUCAUAAAUUUUAACUAAUAUCCAUUGGUAAUGGUAAGAAAUUAAUAUUCCAAAAUUCUUUAUAAUUUUUUUUUAUUACAAUUUACAACGUACUAAGAAUGAGUUUAGAGUCAAAUAAAUAACAAUUGAAUAUUUAAUUUUAAAUCAAUAUAUUCUGUUAAUUUUUAUUUUCAUAUAUAAAAUAAAAAUUAAACAAUGACCUAUUCAUUACACAUUCUUGAUAAUUAUUCUAUAUAUAUUAAAAUAUAUAUAACUAACUUUAGGAUAAUAUCUACUGCAUGCUCUUUUAUAGCUUUAGAAAUAAUAAAAAAAAAAAAAGCUGCGCAAAUAUUAUUUUAAAGAAUUCAGAAACAAUUAUCUUGAAUGUUUAAUGAUAUUUUUAAAAAUAAAACAGACACGAAUUACUACUUCUGCGAUUUUUAAUUUAUACUUUUUAUCUAGACAAAAAAAAAAAAUUCAUAAAUAAUAAAAUUAAAAUGCGCAGCAAAAGUAGGUAUAUUUUUUAGAAUUAAUUUACGUUGAUAAAUUUCACUUCAACGAAAACAAAAAAAAAAUCUAUUAAUUCAAAAAUAUAAAUUACUCAUGUUACCGUACUAAAUUGACUAAAGAAAACGAAUAAAAAAAAAAUAGCUAAAUAAAUUUUUUUAGUAUAGAUUAAACAAAAAAAAACAAAAAAAA